UUAUCACAAUUUUAAAACGAAAAUCUGUGCAAAGGUGGGUUAAACACAAUAAAAUUGAUAACUUUUUUUUUUUUUCUUAACGACCUGUUGUUAUAAAAGCUGUAGUUUCAACGACAGAACAUUUACAAAGAGGCGAAUAAAGAAGACUGCUGGUAGCAAAAUAUCCAAUAAAAUAUUCAAGUACUACAGAGUUUCCUGACGAUAACAGCAAUGGUUAGUGGAAUGUCCUAUGUUAGUGCUAUCUUACUGUUUUCAGCAACAGUGGUAUAUUCACAAAGCGUGGCUACAACAGUUGCACCAACUACAACUCCAGCUCCUCUCAACUGCACUAAUAUUCCCAAUGUUCCAACUCAUCCAGAAGAUGCGACAGUCAAUACGUUGAUUACUUCAGCAAACGACAACAUCAAAGUGUGCAACCAGAUUAUUCCGUUUUUAAAUGCAUUCAUUGCCAAACUAAAAGUGAAAGGUGUUUGCAGCCAAUUUGAUGAAAUCAUGAGCAUACUUCAAAAGUUAGAGAGCAGAAUUGGGAUCAUCAACAGAACACUUGACUGUGGACUUGUCACAAGUGUACAAGAAGCAAGAAAUUUGAAGCAGAUGUUGCACAAUGAUCAAAUUUCUAAGAGGGUAUUAAAUGGGAUUAAGAUGAGAUUAACAGAUGUUAAACAACGCCUGCAAGCAAUUGUUGGUUCUGCCUGAGUGACAUUACACCACAGGACAGCUUUGCGUGAAGCAAAUCUAUAUCUAGUCAAUUUUUGUCAACUUCUAUAACUUAUUGUAAACAUUCCUUGUACACGAAAUAAAAGAUUU
Molecule: messenger RNA, 807 nt
Organism: Hydractinia symbiolongicarpus
Lineage: Eukaryota; Metazoa; Cnidaria; Hydrozoa; Anthoathecata; Hydractiniidae
Exons: 4
Coding region: 211-696 (161 amino acids)
Source: RefSeq, a predicted model, not a curated record